AUGGAGAAAGACAGAGGCAACAUAAAGAAGCCGUGGGAUACCUGCAGGGAGACUCCCAUCAUUAAGGAUGAACAGACGCCAUGGAAGAUCAUCAAACUGCUAAAGAUCGCCUCUCUGGCUAUCGUCGCAGUGUUUGUCUUUGGAUUGGCGCUAUGUAGCAGACUUGACAAAGUGCCAGAAUGUAGUGCGCAUCCUAACCAGCUGCUGAGGAUUGCCGUGACCGCCUGUGUGCUCGGAGCCUACGUCCACUUGGACAACAUGGACUGGAAAAUCGUGACCCUGAUUCCAAGCCGUGAGACAAAAAUUAUAGCCAUCAUCAUCGGGGUCCAGCUGAUCUCAUCUGCACUCUGCCACUGGUUUUCUUUGGUAGCCUGCAAGAUGCACGCCCUGCGGCGAUGCUUCAUCAUGCCUUUGUACCUGGCCUCUCUGGCCGUCAUGCUGGUUUUGGAUGUCACACACACUCUGUGCUUCCUGGACAUGUCCAAGAUGGCUGACAUUGGAUUAUUGACAGGGUCGGCAGUAUCCUGGUGGCUCGGCCUUUUGCUGGCCACUCUCCAUCUGUGGUACCUAAACGUGGAUCGUAUCCAGAGGACCCAAGACCUGUUCACCAGGAGGCUGUAUGAAGGAGCAUUUAUUGAACAGUCCCUGCUCCUCAACACCCGAUUCGACAUCCUGUCCAAAGACAGGAAAAAGAAGGUAUACGAAACGUUGAUGGUGUAUCUGUGUGCGACAAUGUGGCACGAAACCUACAGCGAGAUGAUGAACAUCAUUAUCUCAAUAUUCAGACUGGAUAAGUACAGACCAAAGACAGAAGAUGAAAAGAACACUGAUUUCAAGUUUGAAACCCAUAUCUACUUUGAUGAUGCGUUCACUGAUGAUAAAGAUAGUCGGGGGCGUCACCUCAACAAAUAUGCACUAAACCUUGUGGAGAUCUUCACAGAAGUUUAUGGAAUCUUCACAAACAUCAACGACGAGUUCUUCAAUAAGAAGCAGCAAAUCCCUGAACAGAAUAUAAUAAGGACACCGUAUGGAGGACGCCUGGAGGUCACCAUGCCUCAUGGGAACAUCAUCACCGUUCACUUUAAGGAUAAAGAUCUCAUCCGCCACAAGAAGAGAUGGUCCCAGGUCAUGUAUCUUUACUAUCUUCUGGGCUGGAAACUCAUGACCAAGUAUUAUGCACGCUAUCAGAAGGGAGAGGACGGGCCUGAGUUUAGAGCAGAAGUUGAGAAAGAAAAGCAAAACACCUACAUCCUGGCUUUAGAUGGAGACACAGACUUCCAACCGGCUGCUUUGAUGCUGCUCAUCGAUCGUCUGAAAAUGUACCCAAGUGUCGGAGCAGCGUGUGGCAGGAUUCACCCCACUGGCUCAGGUCCCGCAGUGUGGUUCCAGAAGUUUGAGUACGCUAUUAGUCAUUGGCUGCAAAAGACAGCGGAGCAUGUCAUUGGCUGUGUGCUUUGCAGCCCCGGCUGCUUCAGUCUAUUCAGAGCAAAGGCGCUGAUGGACGACAACGUGAUGAAGAAAUACUCCAGCAAGUCCAUGGAGGCGAGCCACUACAUCCAGUACGAUCAAGGUGAGGACCGCUGGCUGUGUACUCUGCUGCUGAAACAAGGAUGGAGAGUGGAGUACAAUGCAGCAGCUGAUGCUUUCACCAAUGCACCGGAGAACUUCAACGAACUCUACAACCAGCGUCGGCGUUGGCCGUCCACAAUGGCCAAUGUGAUGGAUCUCUGGCGCAACCAGCACAGUUUCCAGAAAAACCGAAGCAUAUCCAAACUUUUCAUGUUCUACCAGCUCUUUGCCAUCGCCUCAGCCAUCCUGGCCCCUGCCACAAUCUGCCUUAUGGUUGCAGGUAGUUUUACCUUCAUCUUUAACAUGAAUGCCAGCGCUUCCCUGGUCCUGGCUAUCAUACCGCCUGUCAUCUACCUUAUUCUUUGCUUUUAUCUGAAGUCCGAAACUCAGAUUACAAUUGCAGGAGUCCUAAGUGUCUUGUACGCAUUCCUCAUGUUGGUGGUGACGUUAUCCAUUAUCGGCUCAAUGGUGAAAGAAAAGACUAUCCUGACACCCAGCGGCAUGUUCGUCAUUGCCAUUUCUGCCAUUUACAUCAUCACAGCGAUAAUGCAUCCUCAGGAAAUCCAACUGAUCUUCUACGGCGUACUCUACAUCCUCUGCAUCCCAAGCGCCUACCUCCUUCUCUCCAUCUACUCCAUGGUCAACAUGAACAACGUUUCCUGGGGCACCCGGGAGACAAAACCUGUUGCUGGAGAUGCCCCACCACAGCCUUCCACCCCACAAACAAGAACCCAGAAAGCCAAAAGUGCAUGCCAACGGUUCUUCUCGUGGGCCAGAUGUUGUAAAAACUCCAACCAGAGUUCUGGAGACGGGCAUCACGGUGACGGCCAGCCAGUCCUGAUCCCACAGUCCGCACAGCCAGAACUCCGGCCCCAAAACACACGUGUUGAUAGCCCAAUGUUUACAGUGAAUGCUAAUUUAUCAUCUGAUUUAUCUGUGUGUGCUACAAGGCAACCGGAGCCUGAUUUUCAAGAUUGGGUCACACAAAUGAAGGAUGUGUUCAGUGACAUGCAGCUGCAGGAGGCCUCACUCAAAAAGGAGGAGGAGCAGUUCUGGAUGGAUCUUCAGAAGAAGUACUUGGAGCCUUUGCAGGUUGAUAAAGAGAGACAGCAAAAGAUUGUGAAUGACCUGCGACAGCUGAGAAACAAAAUAAACUUUGCCUACUUCAUGAUGAAUGCCCUGUGGCUGGUGGCGACAUUUACCCUCCAGCUCUUCGAGGCCACCGUCGCUAUCCGA
Messenger RNA from Etheostoma spectabile (orangethroat darter), 2805 nucleotides. Its product is annotated as chitin synthase chs-2-like. The record is from RefSeq and is a predicted model, not a curated record. Gene Ontology annotation, molecular function: chitin synthase activity. Gene Ontology annotation, biological process: chitin biosynthetic process. Lineage: Eukaryota; Metazoa; Chordata; Actinopteri; Perciformes; Percidae. Gene Ontology annotation, cellular component: cell septum; cell periphery.